GUAUAGAUUGGAAUUCUUAGCCUUUUGUUUUGUUAAUUUUGAAGCAGAAAUGAGGAGUUUGAAGUUAUACGAGAGGUUUACGAAAACGUUUCGUGAACAUCCUUCUAUUUCUAGAUUUCUCAUUAUUUUCGCCGUCAGUGGUGGGGGUCUCGUGGCUUAUUCUGAGGCAAACAUACAAAAUGGUGCAAAGAUUGAUGAAUUACCCGAGGCGGGUAACCAGAAAAAGAGGGUGGUGGUACUUGGAACUGGUUGGGCCGGAACAAGCUUCUUGAAGAAUUUGAAGAAUCCGUCGUACGAUGUCCAAGUGAUCUCACCUAGGAAUUACUUUGCAUUCACACCUUUACUACCAAGUGUAACCGUUGGCACCGUGGAAGCUCGCAGCAUUGUCGAACCAAUUCGCAACAUUGUCAAAAAGAAGAAAGUAAAUGUUAAUUUCUGGGAAGCUGAAUGUCUUAGGAUUGAUGCGAAAAAUAAGCAAGUUUACUGCCGUUCAACUCAAGACGUAAAGGAAGAAUUUGUUGUUGAUUAUGAUUACCUGGUUGUUGCCAUGGGAGCCCGUGUGAAUACGUUUAACACUCCUGGCGUUGAAGAGAACUGCCUCUACUUGAAGGAAGUUGAAGAUGCUCAAAAGAUUCGGAGGAGGGUAAUUGAUUGCUUCGAAAAGGCAAGCCUACCUGAUAUGAGUGAUGAUGAGAGAAAAAGGAUGCUUCAGUUUGUUGUUGUCGGUGGUGGUCCAACCGGUGUGGAGUUUGCAGCCGAGCUUCAUGAUUUUGUGUCCGAGGAUUUGGUGAAAUUGUACCCCGCGGUUAAAGAUUUGGUCAAAAUAUCACUUCUGGAGGCAACUGACCAUAUUCUGAACAUGUUUGACAAAAGAAUCACCACUUUCGCAGAAGAAAAGUUCCACAGAGAUGGUAUCGAUUUGAAAACAGGAGCAAUGGUGGUGAAGGUCUCAGAUAAAGAAAUUUCAACCAAAGAGAUAAAAACCGGGGAGAUCUCUACUAUACCUUAUGGGAUGGCAGUGUGGUCAACAGGCAUUGCAACUCGUCCUGUUGUCAUGGAUUUCAUGAAGCAAAUUGGCCAGGCGAAUCGACGUGUGUUAGCUACUGAUGAAUGGCUUCGAGUUGAAGGGACCAACAGCAUAUAUGCACUUGGCGAUUGUGCCACAAUAAACCAGCGCAGAGUCAUGGAGGAUAUUUCGUCUAUAUUUAAAAAGGCGGACAAGGACAACUCUGGAACACUUACUGUUAAAGAAUUCCAAGAAACACUGGACGAUAUUUGUGUCAGAUAUCCUCAAGUGCAACUUUAUCUAAAAAACAAGAAGAUGAGCAGCCUUGUUGAUUUGAUGAAGGAAUCCAAGGGUGAUGUUGCAAGAGAAUCCAUUGAACUCAACGUCGAAGAACUUAAAUCAGCUCUAUCUCAAGUAGAUUCUCAGAUGAAGAAUCUUCCGGCAACUGCCCAGGUUGCAGCCCAGCAGGGCACGUACCUUGCGGAUUGUUUCAACCGUAUGGAAGAGUGUGAGAAACAACCUGAAGGUCCUCUGCGUUUCAGAGAGUCAGGACGACAUAGGUUCCGUCCUUUCAGAUACAAGCAUCUUGGUCAAUUUGCUCCAUUAGGUGGAGAGCAAACAGCAGCACAACUCCCUGGGGAUUGGGUUUCCAUUGGCCACAGCACUCAAUGGCUCUGGUAUUCUGUCUAUGCAAGCAAGCAAGUGAGUUGGCGCACACGGUCGUUGGUGGUGUCCGACUGGAUGAGACGUUUCAUCUUUGGCAGGGACUCCAGCCAAAUAUGAUUGAUUAAUCACAAAUCGUUGUUGGUUGUAGUCGAUGGAAUGGAGUUUUGUUGAGCCAAAUUUUGUUACCUAAAAUCAUGUGACAAACAUCAUAAUAUUAAAACCCCAAAUAAUUAAUGGUGUGAUGGUAUUAAUUUACCACACCUCCAAAUACGUG
Messenger RNA from Cynara cardunculus var. scolymus (artichoke), 1946 nucleotides. Its product is annotated as external alternative NAD(P)H-ubiquinone oxidoreductase B2, mitochondrial-like. Gene Ontology annotation, molecular function: calcium ion binding; NADH dehydrogenase activity. Lineage: Eukaryota; Viridiplantae; Streptophyta; Magnoliopsida; Asterales; Asteraceae. The coding region runs from base 50 to 1789 and encodes 579 amino acids. The record is from RefSeq and is a predicted model, not a curated record. The transcript has 10 exons.